GACAGCGACUAGUGACGUCAUCACAGUUUGUGUUUAGCGAUAUAAGGAGUGAGGCGUUACGAAAUUUUAUAAACUAACUUCGUUGAAUUAGUUUAUUUCUUCUGCGUACCAAUGCUGUACUACGGUUUUUUUAGCUCUAUCCUACCAAACAAUCGUGUUAAACGUUGUCGACUAGACUAGGUUAUUAACAAAUACAAAUCGUAACGUAUUAUUUUGGCGGCAUUGCUCGAAGUCACAGAAAUAGAUUUCUUGUGCAAUAAUCUGCGUGUUUGAUGUGUUUUUCAUUGAACUUUCGACCUGCGAAAGUGAGUAAAAUAUGGUCAGUGCAAGUGUUUGAAGAUGCUAAACUAAAAUUAUAAUAUUUGUGGAACUUGGUGGUGUAACAGUUAAAAGGAUGGAGAACCCAACAGUCAGUGAAUUGAGGUCAAGGUCCCGAUCCAAAACACCCUUCUUACGCUCAAGCUGUGACCGUGAGAGCUGUACAGAGGGUGGGGAACACACCCAUCACAAAUCUGGUCGAAAAACCCCUCUAAGAAGAAGCACACCCAUCAAACAAAUCGAAAAAAUGAAGGCUGCAGAGUCCAUCCAAGUGAUACCGGAGGAUCCGCCGGCGCACCGCACGCGUCAGGCCACCCGCCAGUCUGAGCUCGUCAAGACAUCUGAUUAUUCCUCUGAGGAAAGCCUUGACAGGUUGAAAGGACAUCGGAAAGAAAUUUAUCAGAACGAGAUAAACACUCAAUAUGAGCGAGUAUCGACAAGCACCAGUUCACAACGUUACAGCACAAGCAGCACGCUCGCCGACCUCCCGUUUAGCCCCAUACAGACGAACACGUCACAUAAUGUGACGCAAGACAGGUCAACCCGCUACAGUAGUCCGGCUCACAGCGCAUGUUCGACGGACAGCUCGUUCGCGGAACAGGCGUUGGCUGAUACGAGCAUCCUCCUGGAGCGCGAGCCCACUUUAGAACACCUGCCGUUCCGCCUCUACAAGAUGGCAGGAGAAUACUGGAACAAAUACCCUAAAACGGACUACACAUAUUCGCCUCUGUCCCGCGACCGUGUGGAGCUGGCUCCAGGACAAGUCGCGGUGCCGAACAUGUCGCGUCGGUCGCUGUCGCAGUUCCGCAUACAGGGGCCCAACACUGUGGACGAGCCUGAUAUGCCCGUCAAAUCUGUUUGGAAGACUAGCACGGUCCGGAAGAGAUUUACUACGGUAGAUAGUUCGGACGAUGAGUCCGCCUACGUCCGCAACGGUGCGUACACUAAAGCGGACGACCGCUGGUGGAUCACACGGCUGCUGGCGGCCCUCGUAACCGCCGUAACCACCGCUACCAGCAACGCGUACAGGAAGGUUGCGGGGCCUUCGCACAGAUACCCGUACACUGACCGCAGACCUGCCCAGAGUGGCAUAGCAUCGCGCGCAGCGUCGGUAGCGGUGGCGCCGUUUUACUGGGUGUACACCAUCAUCAAGACCAUUGUGACCACCACAGUCACUACUAUUACUGAAACUAUAUCGCCGAGUGAGGUGAAGCAGUCUCAGGCAUACGGUGGCCGGCACAUGGAAAAAGCCACCCUCAAACGUCGCUGGUGGCCGUGGAUACUUCUGUUGCUACUACCUGCUUUCGGAUAUGGAUAUUACAUGUACAAGGACGAAAUUAUCCCAAGAGAAGAAAUAAUUGACACAUAUGAACCUCCAGCAAUAGUGCAAGAUGUGGAUUUAACCAAACGAAUAGCAGCCUUAGAAAAUUGGGCGUUGAACGUAGAUACGCGAAUCAAAUUCUUCGACCAAAAACUGUCCAAAUUAGACAACUUAGAAAUCCAAAUAGAAGAGUACUCCUUCAAGCACUUGCAACAGAAUCUCAUCCAAAUCUUAAGUGACAAUAGAAACAGUGAUGCAUUAGCGGCGAAACUUAAGAAUCACUUCGACAGAAGCUACGUUUCGAACGAUCAAAUGGAAAUACUGAGCCGUGAGGUUCAUGAGAAGCUGAUAAACUCCUGGAAACCUGGUAUUGAUGAGGAUGGGAUGAGGAGAAUCGUUCAGGAGUAUCUGUUGACGAUCGAGAAGCGACAAAUGGAGCUCAUUGUUCAGAAGGUCAAGGAGUAUGUAAGGGAGAUUGAGAUAAGACCUGUGGAGAUGAGGUCGGAUGUGGACUUUGAGGGUAUAAAGAAAAUGGUUGCUGGCAUGUUGGAGGUGUAUGACGCGGAUAAGACGGGCCUUGUGGAUUAUGCGCUGGAAUCUGCUGGUGGGCAAGUGAUAUCGACGAAAUGCACGGAGCUGUAUCAGAUCAAGACGAAGCAGUACUCUAUCCUGGGCCUGCCAGUGUGGUGGGUGUACACGUCGCCCCGCUACGCUCUCACGCCGGGCGCCAUGCCCGCCGAGUGCUGGGCCUUCCAGGGCUUCCCGGGAUACCUAGUGAUACGUACCUACGCCAUCAUCGAAGUGACUGGCUUCUCGCUGGAGCACAUGUCCCGCUUGCUCGCCGUGGAAGGGAAGAUCGAGUCUGCGCCCAAGAACUUCUCUGUUUACGGUCUACAUGGUGAAUUAGAUCCUGAGCCACAUCUGUUUGGAGAAUACAUGUACGACGCCAAUGGAACUUCCAUACAGUAUUUCCCAGUUAAAUACCCCAAAACCGUGAACAUCGACGGCGUUGAGUACCCAGUCGCUUACGACAUUUUAGAACUAAGGGUUGAGAGUAACCAUGGCAACCCUACUUACACCUGCGUCUACAGAUUCAGAGUUCACGGUAACCCACUCACAGAUAUUCGAAGCGCAACCGAAGACAGCAUAAGAGAUAGUGAGACCUAGCAGAAAUUUCUAGAAAAGUGACAUUCAACUUUGUGUAUCUGUAAAAGUGACCAGUGACAGGAAUUGAGUGACUA
Messenger RNA from Maniola jurtina (meadow brown), 2880 nucleotides. RefSeq lists its product as uncharacterized. Gene Ontology annotation, cellular component: nuclear envelope; meiotic nuclear membrane microtubule tethering complex. Gene Ontology annotation, molecular function: protein-membrane adaptor activity. Bases 395 to 2806 code for a protein of 803 amino acids. The transcript is spliced from 12 exons. NCBI's taxonomy places the organism in Eukaryota, Metazoa, Arthropoda, Insecta, Lepidoptera, Nymphalidae. The record is from RefSeq and is a predicted model, not a curated record. Gene Ontology annotation, biological process: nuclear envelope organization.